UUAUGAAUUUGGAAGAUUUUGGUCUGUUCGUCAAAGUUUAUGUAUGUAUUUUUCUUAAUUUUCAAUCUAAUAAUUUUCAUAAGCUUAAUUUCGUCUGGAACUUAAGUAAUCCUUUCGAUUUCAUUCCGAUUCCGAUUCCGAUUCACUCCACUAGAAUCCGAUUCUUAAAUCGCCUCCAUGGCCUCUCUGUCUGCGUUUUCCGUUCUUCUGCUAAGGAGGAACUGACAGAGAGGUGGAGUUUGGCGAUUGGUGGAGGCGGUGUAGGUCAUUGUUGUAGGCUGAGGUGAAAAGUGGGGCAGCAAUAAGACUGCGAGGUCACAUAGUUGACAAAUUUGGCGGCAUCUUUGUUAUAGUCCGUUCAAAGUUCGGAAGAGAGAGAACUGAAGAACUUGGGAAUUUUAGGGUGUUUGGAACAGUGAAGAGGAAGGGGGUGGCGAGCGAGAGAAAAUGGGCAAAGGGCCAUUUUCUUUUCGCCGGAGUAAUAGUCGUCGCCGCCCUAAGAAGGCAGCUCAGUCGACACCGUUGUUGUCGCCUCAGACACCUCUGCCGAUUGACGUCAAUUCUCCUCCCAUUAACAAUAAUGGCAGCAGCUUGGUCGGUGGUGGCGGUGGUGGUGGUGGGGCUGUGGGAAAGGUGAAGAAGAAGGCUGGAGGAGCGAAGCUGUGGAUGCGUCUCGACAGAUGGGGGCAGUCGGAGCUUUUAGAGUGGGACAAGAACGCAAUAAUCCGGCGUGCUGCAAUUCCGGCUCGGGAUUUGAGGAUUCUUGGUCCUGUUUUCUCCCACUCCUCCAACAUACUCGCAAGGGAAAAGGCCAUGGUUGUUAAUUUAGAGUUCAUAAAAGCUAUAGUUACUGCUGAAGAAGUCCUACUAUUUGACCCUCUUCGCCAAGAGGUUAUUCCAUUUGUGGAUCAGCUAAGGAAACUACUUGCUACGAAGAGUUCAUCUCAGGGCCAUGGAGAUGGAACUGUGGAUGAACGUGAAAAUGAUGUGAAUGUUUCAAGUGGAGGAAAGUGGUUGCCAGUCUCCGAAGCUGCUGAAGCUGCUGAAGGUGUGCCGUAUGAGCUCCCGUUUGAGUUUCAGGUUCUGGAAAAUGCAUUGGAGGUUGUAUGUAUGUAUUUAGAUUCCAGUGUGGAAGACCUUGAGAGAGAUGCUUAUCCAGUGCUUGAUGAACUGGCUAGGAAUGUCAGCACCAAGAAUUUAGAACGUGUGAGAAGCUUGAAAAGUAAUCUUACCCGUAUUCUUGCACGCGUUCAAAAGGUGCGGGACGAGAUAGAGCAUCUAUUAGAUGAUAAUGAAGAUAUGGCACAACUAUAUUUGACAAGGAAAUGGAUGCAGAAUCAACAAGCUGAUGCUUUGCUGGGAGGUCUGGCUUCCAACAGCACCACAGCCAUCGUUCCCCAUCUUCGUCGACUUAGUUCCACCCGGAGCGGAAGUAUGGUGACCAGCAAUCUUCUUGAUGAUAAUGAUGUAGAGGAUCUGGAAAUGUUACUCGAGGCAUAUUUUAUGCAGUUAGAUGGGACUCGUAACAGGAUAUUAUCGGUUAGGGAAUACAUCGAUGACACCGAGGAUUAUGUCAAUAUUCAACUUGACAACCAACGAAAUGAACUCAUUCAGUUUCAGUUGACACUGACCAUUGCUUCAUUCGCCAUAGCCAUUGAAACCUUAAUCGCCGGGUUGUUUGGCAUGAACAUCCAUUGUACAUUGUACGAUCGGGAGGGGAUAUUCGAGUACUUCGUCGGAGGUACUUCAGUAGGUUGUUUGUUGAUUUUCGUGCUUAUUUUCGGGUAUGCUAAAUGGAAGAAGCUUCUCGGUUCAUGAUUUCACCUUGUUCAGCAUGUUCAGCUGUUGUUUUAUAUCAGCAAAAUAAAUACUUGUAUGCUUAUGAAUCAAUAAUUUACACAGCAUACCAUAAGCUGCAUACAAACAUACUGCAAUGAUAUGAGAAUUAUUUGUACUUAAUGCCA
Messenger RNA from Cucurbita moschata (crookneck pumpkin), 1964 nucleotides. Its product is annotated as magnesium transporter MRS2-4-like. Lineage: Eukaryota; Viridiplantae; Streptophyta; Magnoliopsida; Cucurbitales; Cucurbitaceae. Bases 448 to 1818 code for a protein of 456 amino acids. Gene Ontology annotation, molecular function: magnesium ion transmembrane transporter activity. Gene Ontology annotation, biological process: transmembrane transport; magnesium ion transport. Gene Ontology annotation, cellular component: membrane. The transcript is spliced from 5 exons. The record is from RefSeq and is a predicted model, not a curated record.